Molecule: messenger RNA, 1399 nt
Organism: Molossus molossus (Pallas's mastiff bat)
Lineage: Eukaryota; Metazoa; Chordata; Mammalia; Chiroptera; Molossidae
Gene: CRTAM
Product: cytotoxic and regulatory T cell molecule
Exons: 10
Coding region: 224-1399 (391 amino acids)
Biological process (GO): positive regulation of natural killer cell mediated cytotoxicity directed against tumor cell target; detection of tumor cell; cell recognition
Cellular component (GO): plasma membrane
Molecular function (GO): signaling receptor binding
Source: RefSeq, a predicted model, not a curated record
CUCACAGCUCUCCGUAGCAAGAUGACACAUGUGGCCCACCGAAUGUUCCAGCGGGAGGUGUUCUGGGGGCAGCUAACUAAGGAGGGGGCUUCCAGAGCUGGUGGAGGGGUUGACAUACAUGAGGUCACAGAGCUGCUGCCUCUCCCCCUUCAAAAGAAGCCACUCUGCUCCAGCUAUUUCAGAACCGGGAGGAAGCUGACAGCUCAACAGCACGCAGCACAGUAUGUGGUGGAGAGUUUGCAGCCUGCUGGCUUGGCUCCCCUUACAAGAGGCCUUCCUGACCAACCGCACAGACACCAUCACGGUGGAGGAGGGCCAGGCGGUCACCCUCCACUGCGCCGUGCCUCAGCCCGCCCCCCUGCAGUGGCUGGCCCCGUCGGGGUACACCAUCUUCUUAAACGGGCAUCCUGCUUUAAAAAACACCAAAUACCAGCUUCUUCACCACUCCCCACGCCAGCUCUCCGUCCGCGUGGCCAACGUAACCCCGGGAGACGAGGGUGUGUACACGUGUCUACAUUACGGCAGCUCCGUGGGAACAAAGGACGUGCAGGUGGUUGUGCUGGCAACUCCUUCCAAGUCAACCCUGGAAGCUUCAGUCAUCAGAAUGCAAAACGGAGAAGAACAUGUUAUCCUUAAAUGCUCCACCAUGAGAAGCAAGCCCCCUCCGCAGAUAACCUGGCUGUUAGGGGAGGACAUAGAGGUGUACGGUGAAACCUACCAUGAAUUUGAUAGUGAUGGGAAGAAAUGUAACAGCAGCAGCACCCUCAGGGUCCGGGCACACGACAGAAACUCGACAGUGGACUGCAUUGUCCGGCACGAAGGCCUCCAGGGUAGGAAACUGGUAGCAUCCUUCCGGUUCGAAGACUUGGUUCCUGACCCGAAGCCAGCCUCAGAUGCCCUGGGGAAGAACCCUCCGACCUCUCAAGACUUCCCGCAGCCCACGGGUAAUGUCACAGUAACGGAAGAUCUCAGUACAUCAGAGACUGACAAGGAAGAGGAAGAACAAACCACCCAAGACCCCGACUUGAUCACUGGCGCAAGUCCUCGGCACGAAGGGCUGGUGAGGAAGAAAAGUGGCGUACUGCUCCUCACUCUCGUGUGCUUCCUCAUUUUCAUACUCUUCAUCAUCGUCCAGCUCUUCAUAAUGAAGCUUCGAAAAGCACAUGUGAUAUGGAAAAAAGAAAAUGAAAUUUCAGAACACACUCUAGAAAGUUACAAGUCGAGAUCAAAUAAUGAAGAAACAUCAUCCCAGGAGAAAUAUGGCCAAACUGCCCGCUCAAAGAGCUGCAUGGACUACAUCACGCAGUUUUACUCAGAGGCAAAAGCAAAGAGGAAGGGGCGUGCUCACCACGGAAAACUGAAAGGACAGCACGCUCGCGUCCCCGAGAGCAUCGUGUAG